AUGAUAUUUAGAUAUAAUACUACUAGUAAUACUGUUACGAAAUCACCACGACCAAAAGUAGAUCUAUUACAAAAUUUGAAUAAAUUACCAUCGAAAACAGUAUCACAUUUUUGUCGUUCUGAUCAAGUAAAUCAAAGAGCACAAGUUUAUAAUCAGACAGAAUCAAUAAUCAUGAUGACAGAUGGAUUAACAUCUAUUCAAUAUAAAAUACCGACGGCUGAACAAACGAUGCGGCACAAACGUUUCAAUAAAAUUGCGCCUUUUCAUACACAUAUGCCUACACCAAAACGUCAAAUUCAUUCAAACAGUUUUAGUAAAAAUUAA
Molecule: messenger RNA, 324 nt
Organism: Adineta steineri
Lineage: Eukaryota; Metazoa; Rotifera; Eurotatoria; Adinetida; Adinetidae
Source: the annotation of a GenBank genome assembly